AUGACGGCCAUUGUCGUCCUCGACCCACUCCCCACACCGCGACCAGACCACAAACGUUACACAAACCCCCCACCCACCAAACUCGGGGUAUUCUUCUGGCGCUGGCGGGUAUGGUUCGAAGCGACGUUCGCACUCACCGUCAUGGAGCCUUGGGAGCAAUCCGUAGCUCUGGCGAUAUACCUCGUUGUGUUCGUUCUCAUCCUCAUGUACCUCGUGCUCUACCUCCCGCAACACAUGGUGGUGAUGCAGAGGCGGGCAGUUUAUUAUUUAUGGGGCGAGGAGGGGGAUGAGAAGGUUUGGUGGUGA
Messenger RNA from Laccaria bicolor S238N-H82, 306 nucleotides. RefSeq lists its product as uncharacterized. The record is from RefSeq and is a predicted model, not a curated record. Lineage: Eukaryota; Fungi; Basidiomycota; Agaricomycetes; Agaricales; Hydnangiaceae. The coding region runs from base 1 to 306 and encodes 101 amino acids. The transcript has 2 exons.